Dunckerocampus dactyliophorus (ringed pipefish) is the source of this 3228-nucleotide messenger RNA. RefSeq names its product 5'-AMP-activated protein kinase subunit gamma-2-like. Lineage: Eukaryota; Metazoa; Chordata; Actinopteri; Syngnathiformes; Syngnathidae. The record is from RefSeq and is a predicted model, not a curated record. Bases 314 to 2878 code for a protein of 854 amino acids. The transcript is spliced from 18 exons.
CCAGGAAGUUAAAGGUGGUCGUGUUGGAUGAUUGACAGGUGAUGUGAUCCACUUGGAGCUAACAGUUGGUCUCCCAGCAUCAGCACGCGGAGCAGGAACAGUCCAGGCUGCGGUCGUCAUGACAACAGAAACGGUAGUCAUGGUAACAGUAGUAGUCCCAUCUCCUCCGGUCCAAAGCUGCAUCGUGUGCUCUGUCACUUGAUGCGUGUGAACGCUACUUCCUGUCACGCAGUUUGUGGACUCUUUCAGCAACUCUUCUCCUUCUGCCGAUGUUUAAGCCAUCAGGACGUUCUGGGAACUAACUGUGGGACUGAUGGAGAUGAUGGCGAGCUGUGCAGAGAAGGAGCAAGAGGAGGAAGACAGGAGGAAGAGGAGGAGGCCGCUCAGACUCCUUGUGCCUGAUCUCAGCGUGUUUGGAAUGUCUUUCCUGGACGAGACGGGUCGUGUGGAGAGGGACAAAGUCCUCAAGGGUGAGCCCAGCCCCACCAGGAGCCUCUUCCAUCGGGCUACCAGACCCAGCAGUCCCCGCUCGGCUCCGGCAGCAAGCUCCGGCUCCAGGACAAGUCCCACCUCAGCUAAGAGCAGCUUCCCCUUCCAGGCUGCAGAGUCCCCGCCCAAACCUCUACGAAGGCUGAGCUUCAGUGGGAUCUUCAGGUCAGCCUCCAGGGAAUCAAACCAGCAAACGUCUUCCUCCCCCAUCAGCAUGAAACUGUUCUCGCGCAGCAAGAGGAGCAAGGCUAGAUCCUACACCGUCUCCUCCCCACCUCCCCCUGCUCCAUCUCCGCCUGCCUUCCACCUGGAGACUUACCUGACGGAGCCGAGGCGUCCAGAAACCAGGAGACUGCGUUCCUUCUCGUCACCUCCUGACACUGGGCAACACUUCUCCUCCUCACGUCGGCUGCCACCGCCUCUUCUAGUUUCGCAAUCACCUCAGGUGGUGGCUUCUGGUGAGUCUGAGCGGCGGCCCCUGGACGAUGGCGCGUGUGCCGACUCGGAGAGGGAUAUCUACAUGCGCUUCAUGAAAUGUCACAAGUGUUACGACAUCAUCCCUACCAGCUCCAAAUUGGUCGUCUUUGACACCACGCUACAGGUGAAGAAAGCGUUUUUCGCUCUGGUAGCGAAUGGAGUGCGAGCUGCUCCUCUAUGGGAAACUAAGAAGCAAAGUUUUGUUGGAAUGUUGACUAUCACAGACUUCAUCAACAUCCUGACCAGAUACUACAAGUCACCUAUGGUUCAGAUUUACGAGCUAGAGGAGCACAAGAUAGAGACCUGGAGAGAACUUUACCUGCAAGAGACCUUCAAACCUCUGGUCCACAUCUCACCUGAUGCCAGUAUUUUUGAGGCAGUGUCCUCGUUAAUCCGCAACAAGAUACAUCGCCUUCCCGUCAUAGAUCCUCUGAGCGGCAACGCGCUCUACAUCCUGACCCAUAAGAGGAUCCUCAAGUUCCUGCAGCUCUUUGUGUGUGAGAUGCCCAUGCCCGCCUUCAUGAAGAAAACGCUGGAGGAACUUCACGUGGGCACUUAUGACAACAUCGCCUUCAUCCACCCGGACACACCCCUCAUCACCGCCCUCUCAGUCUUCACACAUCGCCGCGUCUCCGCCCUGCCCGUCGUCAAUCACCAUGGUCAAGUGGUGGACAUCUACUCCAAGUUUGACGUGAUUAAUCUGGCGGCCGAGAAGACGUACAACGACCUGGACGUGACGGUCACACAGGCGCUGAGGCACAGGUCCCAAUACUUUGAAGGCGUCAUGAAGUGCAACAAGAUGGAGACCCUGGAGACCAUCGUGGACCGUAUCGUAAAGGCCGAGGUUCACAGGUUGGUCGUCGUCGAUGAAGAGUCUCGAAUUGUUGGGAUUGUGUCGUUGUCGGACAUCCUUCAAGCGCUAAUCCUAACUCCUGCCGGUGUGCUCAGGAACGAGGACGCUUUUCCCUCUCACGCUGCUUUGGAUUCCACAUUUGACAAGGAGCAGAACCAGGAGCAGGACCCUGAUCAAGACCAGGACCAGACAGACUGCAAGGACAAACAUGCUAACGGCCAGCAGGUGGAGACAGAGGGGGAGGAGGAGAUGACAGAAGAAGGAGGUCGGGGAGAGGCGGUGACAGGGAAAGGAGGGAGUGGGGAGGAAGUGACAGAGGCAGGUGAAGAAGUAAAGCGGGAGGACGUGACAGAAAAGGGAGGAGAAGAAGGGAGGCAGGAGGAGGUGACAAAAGAGGGAGGAGAAGAAGGGAGCCAGGACGAGGUGACAGAAGAAGAAGGGCAAGGAGGGAAGCUGGAGGAGGGGACAGGAGAUGGGGAUGUGGAGGAGGAGACGGAAGAAGGAAAAGGAGGGAGUGGUGAGGAGGUAAAGGAAGAAGGGGGAGGUAAGGGUGAGGAGGUGACUGAGGCAGGAGAUGCUGGGAGAUGGGAGAAAGCGGAAGAGGAAGGAGAGGAAGUGAGGGAGGAGACUGACGAAGGAGGAGGGAGAGGGGACGAUUUGACAGAGGAUGUGACACAAGAAGGUGAGGAAGGAAGGGAUGAGGAGGUGUCAGAAGGAGGAGGGAAUGGGGAGAACUUGACAGAAGAAGAAGGAAGGGGGGAGGAGGAGAUGGAAGCAGGAGGGAUGGGAGGGGAGGUAAUAGAGGGAGGAGGGGAAGAGAGGGAGCAUGAGGUGGAUGAAACAGACAUCGGAGGUAGGAGGGAAGAAGUGACGCAAGAAGGAGACGGGCAGGAGGAGGUGACAGAGGGAGGAGAAGAAGAGAGGGAUGAGGUGGUCACAGAAGAAGAAGAAGUCAGGAGUUUUCAGUGCCAAGAUGGCGGCCAGCAGCAUGCCAAAGUCAUCAGCGCUGCAGGAAGCCUUUGUGAUGAGGAGCACUUGUAUGCGUCAAGAUCAGUCUAGUUUUUGCCCUCACUGCCUAAUGCUCACAAAGCUACAUGCUACAUGACAGUGGGGGAACGUUUCGUCGAACAUUAGCAGCCCACGCAGUUUUUAUGAGGUCACAACCUGGUAAAUAACCUGUUUAUGUGUCAUUUUACUAAAAAAAAAACAUUAUUGCAGAUUUUGUGGUGUCUUGAUCAGGACAAUACGCAAGGAACAGGAGAGGAGAUGAGAAGGGGAUUAUAACGUUUUACAGUGUGGAUCACUUUUCAAUUAAAACAAAAUAAAUAACACGUACAAAAUUCAUCUGAGGUAUUUCUGCUGUACUGAGGUUCACAUUGUUGUUGUGUUUUAAUAAAUGCACAUUAAAA